This is a messenger RNA of Chenopodium quinoa (quinoa), 2234 nucleotides long. RefSeq names its product 65-kDa microtubule-associated protein 1-like. The transcript is spliced from 10 exons. The record is from RefSeq and is a predicted model, not a curated record. NCBI's taxonomy places the organism in Eukaryota, Viridiplantae, Streptophyta, Magnoliopsida, Caryophyllales, Amaranthaceae. Bases 178 to 1911 code for a protein of 577 amino acids. Gene Ontology annotation, cellular component: spindle; cytoplasm. Gene Ontology annotation, molecular function: microtubule binding. Gene Ontology annotation, biological process: microtubule cytoskeleton organization; cytokinesis by cell plate formation.
UUCUCUCUCUUAUUCUUCUUACAAUCUUCUUCUUCCUUCACUCAAGAGUCCUCACUUCACUCUCUCUUUCUCACUCUUCUCACUUUCUCUCUCCUCGAGACGACCAAAAUACUUCAGAUCUAACUACCCAGAAAACCCCAAGCAUUUCAUAAUUGUCUGUAAUAGGCUUUUUCUUCAAUGGCAGUGGCAGAUGCAGAAAAUCCUCUUACAGGAGAAACCACUUGUGGGUCUCUACUACAGCAGUUACAGCGAAUAUGGGAUGAAGUUGGUGAAAGUGAUGAGGAUAGGGACAAGAUGCUUCUUCAGAUAGAACAGGAAUGCCUGGAUGUUUACAAAAGAAAAGUUGAUUUGGCUGUUAAAUCAAGAGCUCAGCUUCUCCAGACCUUGGCCGAUGCUAAUGUUGAACUUUCUACCCUCUUUUCUGCUCUUGGAGACAAAACUGCUGUCGGAAUGCCUGAAAAAACAUCUGGAACAAUUAAGGAACAACUUGCAGCAGUUGCACCAACAUUGGAGAAGCUGUGUAAACAAAAAGAGUAUAGGUUGAGAGAGUUCUCUGAUGUACUGAGACAGAUUCAGGAAAUUAGUGGAGAAAUUGCUGGGAAGUUGAAUGUGAAUGAUGCACCAGUAGUUGAUGAAUCGGAUUUAUCCCUACCGAAGUUAGAGGAAUAUUAUGCUCAACUUCAAGAUCUUCAAAAAGAAAAGAGUGAAAGGCUGCACAAGGUCUUGGAAUUUGUGAGCACUGUACAUGAUCUUUGUUCUGUCCUUGGUAUGGACUUCUACAGCACCGUGACUGAAGUGCACCCAAGCUUGAAUGACUCUAAUGGUGUGCAGUCAAAAAGCAUUAGUGAUGAAACACUGUCUAAGCUUGCUGAGACAGUUGUUGCUCUAGAAGAGGACAAAAAACAGAGGCUUCAUAAGCUUCAAGAGUUAGCUAAUCAAUUAACUGAUCUUUGGAAUCUAAUGGACACUCCUGAAGAAGAGCGACAAUUGUUUGACCAUGUUACAUGUAACAUAUCAGCCUCAGUGGAUGAAGUGACCAUUCCAGGUGCUCUUGCUCUGGACCUGAUUGAGCAGGCUGAGGUUGAGGUAGAGAGGCUUGAUCAUCUAAAGUUUAGUCGGAUGAAGGAAAUUGCCUUCAAGAAGCAGGGUGAACUUGAGGAGAUAUAUGCCCGUGCACAUAUAGAAAUUGACACAGAAGCUGCUCGGGAAAAGAUUUUGGCAAUUAUUGAUGCUGGGAAUGUUGAGCCCUCAGAUUUGAUUGCUGACAUGGAUAGUCAGAUCUUGAAGGCCAAAGAAGAGGCUCUUAGUAGAAAAGAGAUACUGGACAGGGUUGAAAAAUGGAUGUCAGCUUGUGAAGAAGAGAGUUGGCUUGAAGACUACAACCGGGAUGACAACAGAUAUAAUGCUAGCAGGGGUGCUCACUUAAAUCUUAAGCGGGCAGAGAAAGCCAGAAUUUUGGUGAACAAAAUCCCAGUGAUGGUUGAGACUCUUGUUGCCAAAACUCGCACGUGGGAAGAUGACAGGGGUCUGACAUUCACUUAUGAUGGGGUUCCCCUGCUUGCUAUGCUGGAUGAAUAUGCCAUGCUCAGGCACGAAAGAGAGGAGGAGAAACGGAGGUUGAGGGAUCAAAAGAAAUAUGUUGAGCAGGUAAGCACAGAUCAGGAAACUGCUUUCAGUUCAAGACCUAGCCCUGCUAGACCUGGUAGUGCCAAUAAGAAAGGACCACGUGCAAAUGGAGGCCCCAACGGGACUCCUAAUCGUCGACUCUCUCUAAACAGCCACCAAAAUGGAACUCGAUCAUCGAAAGAGGGUAAGAUCAGGCCAGCAGCUCCAGUGAAUUAUGUUUCCGUAUCGAAAGAUGAUGCUUCCUCCCACAUCUCUGCCUCAGACUCUAUUCCUGUUACGCCUUAAUAGUUGAAAUUAGAAGAGAUAAUCUGUAGGUUUGUUGUCAUAGCGUAGUUUUAGUUCACUGUCGUAGGAUGAUAAAUGUGAACAGUAAGGUGUAAUGAGAGUAUUUAGUAUAUACUGGGAACUAUGUGUGUUAUAUUGACAUUAAGAAGCUUACUAAUUCAUGCUGUACUAUUUCCCAUUUUCCCAUGUUAGUUGGUUGCGAAACCUCUGGGAUAACCAAGUCCCAUGCCUUCGAAGAUUUUUGUUCACAGAGCAUCAGUAACAGAGAAAUUCUUCUCACAUGUUGUAUAACUGUAUAAGCUAUAACUUUUUACUUCUACUCA